GGCUGCAGGCCGCGAAGCUUGUGCAGUGUGGAGCCCCAAAUAUGGAGCUACCGGACCCCGUCCGCCAGCGGCUGGGAAACUUCAGCCGGACUGUGUUCAGUGACUCCAGCCGGACCGGGCCGGAGUAUGGCGAGGGUCCCGAUAAUGAAAUGGUCUCCAGUUUGGCAUUGCAGAUGUCUCUUUAUUUUAAUGCUUACUUUUUCCCAUUUUGGUGGAUGAGCAGUAUUGCAAUGCUUCAGAUGAAGUAUUCAAUCCUGCCUGAUUACUACAAGUUCAUUGUGGUCACAGUUAUCAUCCUAAUAACCUUAAUUGAGGCUAUCCGGUUAUACCUGGGCUACAUGGGUAACCUGCAAGAGAAGGUUCCUGAAUUGGCUGGUUUUUGGCUUCUAAGUCUUCUGCUGCAGUUACCUUUAAUUCUUUUCUUGCUCUUUAAUGAAGGCCUAACAAAUCUGCCUUUGGAAAGAGCAGUACACAUUAUUUACACUAUUUUCCUCACUUUCCAAGUGGUUUCAGCAUUUCUUACCUUGAAAAAAAUGGUAAAUCAGUUGGCUACUCAUUUCCACCUCCAAGACUUUGACAGACUUUCUGCAAGCAGGAAAGAUGUAAGAAUGAGAUCCUGUAUAGAAGAGAUUUGAACAAGAACGACUGGGUAGAACUGAGUCUAGAAGACAAAUUAUUAAAAAUAGAAGAGAUCUAGCACAUGCAAAUGAAGAAAUCAAGUGUUUUCAAUCUAUACAGUGUUACUCCAAUUCCACAGUUGGAACAAUGAUAGGACUUCUGUUUUCCCACACCUUGCUGUACUCUAGGCUUCCUCAUUACUCCAUGCUCAGGGAUCAUGCCGAGCAGAUACAGCAGACACCUAACCCACUGUUCCAGCCCCAAUAAUACUAUUUUUAUAUUAUGUGAAAGGAGCCCUAAAACCUAGAUGUUGUCUACCUGAUAUAAACAAUCUUUAUUUAUGUUUAUGUCAAUUUUUUAAGAUACCUCAAUAGAAAUCGGUGAUGCAGUCACAGACUGCCAGUUUUAUUGUUAUCUUUUUUAGUUUGUACCUGUAACUAGAAAUUUAAUAUAUAUACAUAUAUUUGUUUGUCUUGGGCCACACCUGGAAGCACCUAGGGAUUAUUCCUCGCUCUGUACUCAGAAAUCAUUCCUGGCAGGCUCAGAGGACCAUAUGGAUCUAAUCCAGGUCGGCUGUGUGCAAAACAAACAAUCUACCCACU
Suncus etruscus (white-toothed pygmy shrew) is the source of this 1220-nucleotide messenger RNA. RefSeq names its product transmembrane protein 17 (gene TMEM17). The coding region runs from base 42 to 635 and encodes 197 amino acids. Gene Ontology annotation, biological process: non-motile cilium assembly. The record is from RefSeq and is a predicted model, not a curated record. Lineage: Eukaryota; Metazoa; Chordata; Mammalia; Eulipotyphla; Soricidae. Gene Ontology annotation, cellular component: ciliary transition zone. The transcript has 4 exons.